AUGAAAGAUAAUUUAGUCACAACUCAAAGAGCAAUAAUAGAGAAAGAUACUCUUCUUCAAGAAGCAGUCCUAAAUAAAGCUUAUUUAGCCGAACAGAUCCCAAAAAUAUCUAGCAAGUCUGAAGUAGCUAGAGGGGUCUUAGAAGAACUAGAAGGAAACAUUAGAACUUAUCUUGAAAACCAUAGACCAAGAGUUGAACAUAUUAGCUAUCAAAGAUCUAAAGUUUAUAAAAGUCAGAUAGCUAUAUGCUUCAAAUGCUGGCAAUUAGUAAAGAUUACUGAAGUAGAACCAAAAAAG
Molecule: messenger RNA, 297 nt
Organism: Dentiscutata heterogama
Lineage: Eukaryota; Fungi; Glomeromycota; Glomeromycetes; Diversisporales; Gigasporaceae
Source: the annotation of a GenBank genome assembly